AUGAUAUUUUGUUAUUUCCUCUUUCUUGGGUGCUUCUUGGCAGCGCCAAUUAUCUAACAAAAUUCAUUCAAAGGUAUUAAUUUUAUCACCCUCCCUUUCAAUAUCUCAAACAAUCAAAUAAAAAUCACCUUGGACUCUUAAUAUAUUGAUGAAUACCAGCUCCAACCCUUUCUAUUUAUUUGCCUCAUUAAGCCUACAUCCACUACCUUCAUGUAGUUGCUAUCAGAUGAAAAGUGAGUAUUCAUUUUAAUUAGAUGCUUCGUAAAUUGGUUUUCCUAUCAAAUGAGAUAAACUUAGUAUCUCAUCUUGUAGAAGCAGUCAACCAGCAAAGAAAUAUCAAAUUACUAUCAAAUCUAUUAAUACGAUGAAUCUUUAUAUAUUGGAUUUCAAUCAACUAAUGAAGCCAAUAUAAUAGUUAGAAUAUAAUAAAUCAGUUCCGAUUAAUGCAUUUUGUAUAUAUUCACUUUAUAUCAGGGUAUGUUAAAAUGAAACCGAAUGUAAAAAUCAAAUUUGCAAUUGCAAUUUUUAUCAAGUUGGCUAAGAUUGCAAUCUUAUCAUAGAUGAUCUCACUUCAUAAUAAAUAUUUUAGGGUAAAAAGAUUUAUUAUGUUGAUGUCUAAAAAGGGUAAAAUGAAAGUCAAUCAGUUUUAUUAGAAUUUCAAAAUUCAACUACCUUCUACGGAUUCUGCAUUACCUAAAAUUUCAAUCCAAACCUAAUUACAUAAUAAAAUAACAAGACAUUAUACAUUUCCUUGGAUCAGAUAAACCAAUGCUACGAAGAGGUACUGAAUUUAAGAGAAUAAUUUAAUUCCUCCAUCAAUUACUAUUUUCUAAUAUAUUUUGAUACCAACAACCAUACUUACUUGGAAAGUUCUAUUCAAAAUACCGAUAAUAGCUAACUCAUUAUAAUUCUUUCUACUAUUUUAUCCUCGAUGUCAUUCUGCUUUGUGUUUUGUCUUAUAAAAUCAAAUUGUUUUAAAAAAUAAAAAGAGCCUGAGAAAGAAAAUCAGAAAUAUGAAUUAAAACAUGCUCCAUCCCUCAUUGAUUAAUUCUUUCCAUCCUAAGAAUUUGUAGCACUUCGAAAUAAAUGCGAGAAACUCGUGACACUAAAUCAAUGCCUGAUUUGCCUUGACCUGUUCUACGAUGAUUCACGUGUAAGAGUCACCUAUUGCAAUCAUAUCUUCCAUACAUCUUGCUUUGAUAAAUGGAUGAAUGUACAUAAAGUAAUGUGAUACCACAUAUCACCAGAGUUGUCCUAAUUGCAGAAGUCUAUUCGACGAGGAAUCCAUCCUUAAAUAUUCCAACUAGAAAGAAGCUGAAAUCUUUUAAUGGAGCAGUAGAACAGAGGAGGUGAAGACCACUUUGAAACCACUAAUCAAUGAGACUUAACAAUAAUAACCUUAAGUUUCUCAACUAGAUUCACAGAAAAACAUUCAAGCCUUUUGAAAUAGUUUUUUUUUUUAUAUACAAGAAUUUGUAAAAUAAUUAAUUAAUGAAGGAAAAAUUUUGCCUUGCAUUUAAAAACGAAUUGGAUCUCAUCUAAAAACUAUAGUUAAACCCAUUAUUUAAAUAAAUCACCGUAUGGACUGAUCAUUUGUUGGAGAAUCAACAGUUGACCGAACAAGAAUAACUCUUAUAUCAGUUGUCCAAUAAUUUAGAUCAUUUCAAGUAAAUAUUGUAGGAAUGUUGUGACAACCUAGAAGAACAAAAUCUAAGUCUUAUGUGUCUAUUGACCUUAUUUUUUGGUUUGAUGGUUCCCCUCAAAUUGAUUGAAGAAGAAAAUUUAGCUAAUAUUACAGAAAGAUACUUAAGUACAUUAUUUAACAAUUGAAAAUUUAGUUUCACAUUCUAAUACCAUAAAACUAUUGAUUACCUUGUUUCAAAAAUUUAGGUUUAACAAUAUUAUGGUGCUCUUACCUUAAAUUUAUGAUUAGGAAAUCAGCAAACUUGCAUAAUCAAUCAAAAUUCACUUGUUUGAUAAAACCUAUAUGUCCGCAUAUAAUUUAAUUGAAGAAUACACUUAGAAUGUAAUAUCUGUUUAUUAUGCUAUUAGAAAUCCUAAGAGUGUUUUGAUAACAUCAUCAAAUUGGCUUAAGAUUUAGAUAUUUAUUCAUCAAAUUAGUUGCAUAUGUAAUUGAUUCAACAAAUCAAAAAAUUUAUUGAAUAUGAAAGCAAUGAGUUGGCUUAAAAGUUUGUAGAUAUUGAAUUGAAUGAAUAUUAUGAAUCCAUUCCAAUUUUUAAGGAUGUAAGGGUGGUUAGAUGCAAGGAGGAUCUCUUGAAUAGGAAAUUGUUUAUAUUAAAUGAGUUCGUGCAUGUUCCUGAAGAUGAAACCAUAGAAUAUAAGGAGAUGGUCAAUUUAGAAUCUAAAAAUCAAUUCAUAGUCAAGAAAGCUGUCUCUGCAUUUAUGAAUCAAAAAGGGGGCACGCUAUUUAUUGGAAUCAAAGACUCAUUCUAAGUGAGAGGAUUUUCUGUUGGAAAUAACAACUACUAUUUUAGAUAAUGUCUAUGGGAUGACUGUCUGGAUUUGAUUCAUCCUUCUUUGAUAUUUGAAUAGCAAGUCAAAGUAGAUUUGAUACCUGUCUAUUCAUAAGAGGGUCAAUAGAUUGAUGGGAAUUACAUAAUUAAAAUUGAAUUGAUUAGAGAACCUAACUGUUAAUUUGUCUACACAUUUGGGGAAUUGAUUGAACAUCAUUAAUAAUGUGAAGCGACGUUUUGUUUUAAAAGACAAGGAGAUCAAUCUAAGGCUGUCAGACAUCAUCAUUUGAAAUAGUUAAUCAAAAUUCUUAAUUUAAAUUAAAGCAAUAUUGGCUUUGAAAGAAUUGAUAGAGAAUAUUUUAUUGAUGGGAGAAUGAAAAAUAGAAAAUAUGCUAAUUAAUCAUCUCAUGAAAGAGGAGAGUCAAAUUAAAUGUAAUACAAGUAAGAUUUAAGAAUGAAUAACCAGUUCUUAAAAGAAUUCUAAUCGAAUUAAAUUCUAGACCAAAAUUUUGAACCUCAUCCAGAUAUUGAUUUAGCUAAUCUAAAUUUAUAAAUUGAUUGCUAAUUAAAUCAACUCGAGAAACGGUAAGAAUGGAUUGUAAUUCGCAAACUGAAAUUAAAUGAUUUUGAUAAAUUGAAAAACAUCCUUUAGACUCUUCAAGAUGUUUGUGUUCAAGAUAUUAUCCUUGCGUAAACCACAAUUCAUAUACAAUUGAAAAAUCAUAGCAAAUAGGAGUUUAUUGAUAAUCUAAAAUAUCAACUUAAUCGAAUUGGAGAGCGAAUUAAAUUUACAUAUGGAUAUCCAUAGGUAAUUCAAAUUGCUAAUGAAAAUGAUUAAAUAAAUUACUUUAUCUCUAACGCCUUAAACUUGCAUAACUUCAAUAUUCUCCCCAAAAAGGAAUGUAGAAUAAUAGAAGCUAAACAUGUUGAAGAUCUUAUUUAAAUUUAUAAAUUUAUAAAAGAAAAUAUAAAGAUAGAAGUUCAUUGGAAGUUAAGGGAAGCUGAAGAAUUUGUAUUCGCACCCAUAGAAGAUGAGUAAUAAAAUUUACUAAAUUGA
Molecule: messenger RNA, 3531 nt
Organism: Paramecium octaurelia
Lineage: Eukaryota; Ciliophora; Oligohymenophorea; Peniculida; Parameciidae
Source: the annotation of a GenBank genome assembly